AUGGCUGGGAUAAAAACUACUUUAUUCGUCUUUCUGCAUUAUGCGCUCCAGUUGACGGCAUCCCGCGAGGUGACUGUUCCAGAAGGACCGCUUUACCGCGUGGCUGGCUUCUCCCUUUCCUUGCCCUGCGCCGUCUCUGGCUAUGAAGGCCCGCGAACGCAGGACUUUGAGUGGUUCCUGUACAGGGACGACUCCGGCGGAAGACCGAUAGGAGUGGUAUCCACCAAAGACAAAGGCUUCCCCUACGCCCCCUUCCAAGCCCGGGUGAGGAACGGGGAAGUGAGGGUGGACCGUGACUCCGGCGACCAUGUGAGGCUGGUGUUGCAAAGGCUACGCACCGACGACCAGGGCAAAUACGAGUGCUACACGCCAAGCACGGACAACGUUUACCAGGGGUCAUACAGUGGCUCUGUAGUCGUCAAAGUGAUCCCUGACACACUCCAGAUAAGCUACACCCGCUCCCUGACCGGACAGCCCCUCCCCGAAGGCGCCGAAUUAACCCUGACGUGCUCGGCCAGCAUCCGCUCGGAGCAGCUCACCCACCUGUCCGUCACUUUCGGGAAGCGCGGAGGCCAAGCGGGCUCUAGCGGGGCGGCGGGACCGGAGCUCAGCACGGUGCGCGAGAUCAUCUCCAUCGACAAGCUGCUGGGCGUUGUGCCGGGGCGUGCCUAUAAAAAGCGCUAUGAUGACGGCGAUAUUACUUUGGAGAAGCGCAAUGGCGAUGGCGGCCAGGAUGUCUACGUUAUGAAAAUGAGGGUGCUGCAGCCUGUAGACACAGGAGCAUAUUUCUGCGAGGCCGCACAGUGGAUUCGUGACCCGGACCGCUCGUGGCAGAAGAUUGCCCACAGGACGCUGGACAUUGGAAACCUGACUGUUAAGCAACUCUCCGAGUCUCUGAGUGUGACAUCAUCACCCCAAGGUGAGGUGACCCUGCAAGUGGGUUCGCCUCUCCUUCUGACCUGCGACGUCAACGGGCUGCCUUCCGACGUCAACUCCGGCCUGCAGGUCCAGUGGAUGAAGAGGGGGUCUGCAGGUGGCGAGCUGGUCGGGUCUGGAGGCGUGGAGGUGGAGGUGGCCAAGAUGAGCCCAGACGGCGUUGUGACCUGGGGCGACGACAUUAGCCGAGCCAGCGGCGGCUCUAUGGAGAAAGUGGGGGAGGCCAGCUACUCCCUGAAAUUGUUCUCGGCACGACCCUCCGACUCUGGAGUUUAUCGCUGCAUGGUGAGCGUCUACGCCGGACGCAGGAUCCCUGCUCCUUCUACUCCAGCGACACUCACACUGAGGUCUGAUGGCGUCACCGUCAAUCUCAAGACCAAAGAUGUCGUAGUUUCCGCGAGGGCUCAAAUUGCCCGAGGCCCGCUGCUGAAACGGGGCAGCACCAUCACCGUCCUUUGCACCGCCACCAUCACAACCACUGGCCCCGCCCAGGCUCAAGUGCAGUGGCUACGUUGGCCCAUCCCCGAGCCGCAGAUCAGGAGGGUGACGAGCCCCAUGCCCGAGCCUGCUGUCCAAGCGGAUCCCCGGCCGGUCGCUGCGCUCACGUAUGACGGCAUCGUGGAGAUCUACACCAAUGGCAGUGAGGUCAGCGUGGACCGCCUGUCUGCUGUCAGCUACCGGCUUAGAGUCCACACGGCCACUAUUGAAGAUCAGGGCAUGUAUGCGUGCCACGCCGAAGCCUGGGGUCAAGAUCCACAUGGAGGAUGGUACAACUCUGGGGUCAAGGCAGAGUCUAAUGCAGUCACUGUUUACUUGUAUGCCCGAGUUGCCGACCUCCUCCUGAUCCCCCUAGUGGUGGGCGUAUCAUCUGCCCUGUUUGUGGGCAUUACCAUCAUCGCCACGGUGACCUGCUGCUUCAUGAAGCGUCUGAACAAACAGCGAGCUCGGAGGUAA
Nerophis lumbriciformis (worm pipefish) is the source of this 1890-nucleotide messenger RNA. The record is from RefSeq and is a predicted model, not a curated record. NCBI's taxonomy places the organism in Eukaryota, Metazoa, Chordata, Actinopteri, Syngnathiformes, Syngnathidae.